GCUUGCGUUGUGUUAAAGCUCAAUCCUUUCCUAUUGUCUUGCAAGUUUCAACUUUCUGUUACUUUCAGCUCAAACUCAUUUCUCCAUUUCAUCUCAUUUGAGCUACUCUGUGGCUUUUAUAAUCAUCAUGCAUUUUGUCUUGCUACUUUUGCCAAAUUGGUGCCAACGAGGUUGAAGAAGACGACUUAAAAAGGUUCUUUCGCUUUCCCUUCUUGUUUUCCAUUUUCUUCAUCUGUUCGAUACUUCUGUGGUAAAGUAUUCAGAUUGAUCUUUUAAAUUUUGGGUUCUUGAUUGAUGAUGGCGGGUAAAAUAUAACAAAAUCCCAAGUUGUAAUACUCUGUUCCGUUACGUUCGAGAAACGAAAAAAAUUCAAAUUUUUGCCAGCGGUGAUUUAGGUUCCCUGAAAUUUUUGCAGAUUGGUUGAAUAUCAGUGGUUUGAGGCUGGUAUUUCGAAUUUCAAGCUUAGAAUAUCAUCACCCACAAAGGGUUUUGUGUAUUUGGGUGCAUUAGUUGUUGUUUGAUUGUAUUAAUCUAUAAAGAGUUGAAGAAGAGUAAACAAGGGUAAAAGAUGGCAGAAAGUGCUGAAGAUAUGAACAAAGAUGUCUAUUCAAAUGGUUUGAUUCAGAGCUUAAGUAGUUCUUUAGAGGAGAAGCUUGAUGAGCUUAGGCAACUUAUGGGGAAAGCUGAAGGAGAUCCCCUAAGAAUUGUUGGUGUAGGUGCCGGUGCCUGGGGUAGUGUUUUCAGUGCUAUGUUGCAAGAUAGUUAUGGUCACCUAAGAGAUAAGGUUCUAAUAAGGAUAUGGAGGAGACCUGGAAGAACAGUUGAUAGGGCCACAGCUCAGCAAUUAUUUGAAGUGAUCAAUUCUAGGGAAGAUAUUUUGAGGAGAUUGAUACGGCGAUGUGCCUACUUGAAGUAUGUUGAGGCAAGAUUAGGUGAUCGGACACUUUUUGCUGAUGAGAUUCUGAAAGAUGGGUUUUGCUUGAAUAUGAUUGAUACUCCACUUUGCCCUUUAAAGGUUGUGACUAACUUGCAAGAGGCUGUGUGGGAUGCUGAUAUUGUGAUUAAUGGCUUGCCGUCAACGGAAACUCGUGAGGUGUUUGAGGAAAUAAGUAAGUAUUGGAAAGAAAGAGUUACGGUGCCAGUUAUCAUUUCUCUGGCAAAAGGUGUAGAAGCUGAGUUGAAACCUGAGCCACGUAUAUUAACUCCUACUCAGAUGAUCAAUCGAGCAACCGGAGUUCCUAUGGAGAAUAUUCUCUAUCUUGGAGGGCCUAACAUUGCCUCAGAGAUUUACAACAAGGAGUAUGCUAAUGCUCGAAUAUGUGGAGCUGAAAGGUGGAGGAAAGCAUUAGCAAAAUUUCUAAGGCAACCACACUUCAUAGUGUGGGAUAAUGGUGACCUUGUUACUCAUGAAGUUAUGGGUGGCUUGAAGAACGUCUAUGCCAUUGGUGCUGGAAUGGUAGCAGCGCUGACCAAUGAGAGUGCCACUAGCAAAUCAGUAUAUUUUGCACACUGUACAUCUGAGAUGAUAUUCAUCACUUAUCUCCUGGCAAAAGAUCCAGAGAAACUUGCUGGGCCUUUGUUGGCUGACACUUAUGUAACCCUGUUGAAAGGUCGUAAUGCGUGGUAUGGGCAACAAUUGGCUAAAGGUGAAUUGAGCCUUGAAAUGGGUGAUAGCAUCAAGGGAAAGGGUAUGAUUCAGGGUGUGUCUGCUGUAAAAGCAUUUUAUGAGCUACUUGGUCAGUCUAGCUUGAGCGUCCAGCAUCCUGAAGAAAACAAGCCUGUAGCUCCAGUGGAGCUUUGCCCCAUCCUGAGGAUGCUAUAUAGAAUACUAAUAACAAGGGAGUUUCCCCCUCAAGCCAUUCUCGAAGCGUUAAGGGAUGAAGCCAUGUAUGAUCCAAAAGAUCGUAUAGAAAUUGCACAAACUCAUGUCAUCUACAGACCUUCCCUUCUUGGUUAUCAGCCUUGAUUGCUGAUUCUGCCAUCCUUUAACACAAUUCUCAGCAUUUUUUUUUUUAUCAGCAAAAUUCUCAGCGCAUGUAAAUUUUAUGAACCAUAGUACAGGAGUGGAGAACAAGAUUAGAUACAAUGCAGGGACUUUCGUGUAAACUUCUCUUCUUUCUUCUUCUUCUUCUUUUUGGGAACUCCUUAAGUGAUAGAUUCUGAAUGCCUUGUACUCAAUGUUGAUACGAGAAUUUAUUUGAGCUUGUAUGAAUCAGAGCAAUCUAGUUUUGUUCAACAAAGAUAGCUGAUGUAA
Molecule: messenger RNA, 2254 nt
Organism: Rubroshorea leprosula
Lineage: Eukaryota; Viridiplantae; Streptophyta; Magnoliopsida; Malvales; Dipterocarpaceae
Source: the annotation of a GenBank genome assembly